Messenger RNA from Sander lucioperca (pikeperch), 1251 nucleotides. Its product is annotated as C2 calcium-dependent domain-containing protein 4C. The transcript has a single exon. The record is from RefSeq and is a predicted model, not a curated record. Lineage: Eukaryota; Metazoa; Chordata; Actinopteri; Perciformes; Percidae. Bases 1 to 1251 code for a protein of 416 amino acids.
AUGUGGGUCUUUGGGAAGAUUAGGGAGAGCAUGGAGAGCAUUCCUCUAGAGCUGAGUCGUUACAUGAGGAAGAGUGAGGAGGAUAUCGUUCUGUCUUCGGAGGCCAGUCUUUCUCACAAUCUGCACAUCAACAUCCUCACCCCAGACACGAUCCCAGAGUUCUGCCUGCCCCCCAGGCUUCGCAAAAGAAGCCUGCUGCUGGAAGCUAAGACAAUGGCCCCUUACCUAGACCACCAGAACCAGAUGCCCGAGAGCAGCACUUCUUCAAACACUACACAUGUAAAGACGAAGGAUGUGAAGACGAAGAAUAGUGAUGCAUCAAUGGCUUGGAAGGCUACAAAGAAACCUUUGCCAUUCUCUGCAGAGGGGUAUGGUCUGGCUGGGAUAUAUGAGAGCCCCAACACUCGAAGGAAAGAGUCUUUGUUCCACUCAGUGGGCCCCGUUUACAUGUAUGAUAGAAGCUUUACUGCAGCACCCAGGCUGGCAAAAGUUACAAACCUGCCAAACAAAACUUUCACUUCACUAUCAGGGUUUCUUCCUCUGUUUUCAUCCAAGAACCUAUCAAAGACAGGAAGCACUGGAAGUGAAACACCUUCUUCCAGUGACUCAUCUCCCCUCAGUUCCUCUUAUAGUGCUAAAUCCUCCCUCUACUUCCCAUCAGGCAAUGGCCGUCUUAAAGGAUCAAUCUCCUGUCCAUCGUUAAUUGACAGCAGGGAGGACAGAGGGAGGUGGAAGAGAGGGCUUUUAACUCCAAGCUUAGAGGGAAGCUCACUUACGUUAGCCCCACCUGUCGUCUUCCCAUUGGAUGUUCUGCAGUGCCAGGAGAGACUUCAGCAUGAGCAAGUCCUCCCUUUGCAAGGCCGUGGUAAAGUGUGCCUCUUUGCUGAGCACAUCACCUUCUCCACCAACACGUUCUCAUCCCUUUCCACAGUCAGAGUCCAUGUGGUGUCUGUAGAAGGCCCAUGGGAUGAUACUGACCGACGAACCCUGAACUGUGCAGUGAAUCUGUGCCUGAUCCCGGGGAAGCUGCAGCAACAGGAGAGCUCCACCAUCAGGAACUGUCGCAGCCCUGUGUUUAAUGAAGAUUUCUUCUUUACAGAGCUCAGGAGAGAGGAUCUGCAGGAACUGCAGCUCAGGUUAAAAGUGGUGGAUAAACCUGCAGCUGGAACAUUGAGGAGAGGGACAGUGAUUGGAGUAAUCACCAAACCACUGUCUCAGUUACUCCCUCUUAAAAAAACAGUAGAGGAAUAA